CGCUUUCCCUGCUCGUAGGCAUCAUCGGAAACGGGCCACAAGGCGUCGUAGUAACCAAGCCGAGUGGCUUACUAGAAACCAGAAAUCAUAUUCUCCAAAAUAUUACGCCAAUAACUCAACUCAAAGCGCCUUUACUCCCUCAACGCAGCGCCGAGUUCGCGGUGGAAGGGAUUAAUCCACCUGAAGCAGCUCGCUCGGCUCGUUUCCUUCGUGUGAGAGUGAGGGUUUUUGCGCCUCAGAGCCGGUUUCUGAUGAUCCGGAUCACGCGAGGAAUCGAAGAGCUUGCUUGAGGAUCACCGGGAAUCGAAGAGCUUUAGGCUGAAGUUGAAGAGCAUGAAGACGUUUUUUGGGGAAGGUCUGAUCGUCGGCGCGAUCGAGAAUCGUCAGACGGCUGAAAUCGUGGAGAUUUUCUGAAAUCCCGGAGGCAAACACGCCGACUUCUGUGCUUUAGAGAAGAUUUACAGCACGAUGGCUUUGAGGUUUGUCUCCUGAUGUCUCUGCAGCCCUUUAAAGACGUCCAGACCUCAGUGUGCUGAAGGUGUCCGGCUUGCACGAGGUAGUUGUAGAUGCAUUUGGACCAAGAUCAGCUGCUAGAGUUGUUUUUAACGGUAAUGCACAGAUGUAGCAUGCUUUUUAAAGGCUUUUAUACCCUAAAAACUCAUGCAAUGUUUGGUAGGUGUGACCAACUAUUCCGGUAUGAACAUUUGUAAUCACUCCUGACUCUUUGUUUGAUUGCAUUCCCUUUAAUCUGGAUCCAGAUAUCAGCAUUUUCCCAUCAUUGUAGCCUGAUUUCUUCAUGACACCCAUUGGGAUCUUCAGACACCCUUCCCUGUACAGGUGACCCAGCUUGUGUUCCAGUUAUGAUGCCUGUGCUGCAACUUCAAGAGGGCGUUGAAUGGUGGCAGUCCCAUAGGGUUGGUUAAAGAUCUGAACUGGUGUCCGAAAGGCUGUAGGUAGCAACCCUACAAGAGGUUAACCAUCACCAUUGUGUCUUUGACCUCCACAGGGCCCAUCCCUGUAGAAAGUCCACUGACACUUUUGUGAAUGAUAGACCAUUGCAGAUCCUGAGAGCAUGGCAGAUAAGACGGCUCCCCGCUGUCAGCUGAGGCUGGAGUGGAUUCAUGGAUACAGAGGCCAUCAGUGCAGGAAUAACCUGUACUACACCGCGGGGAAGGAGAUCGUGUAUUUCGUGGCUGGAGUCGGAGUGGUUUACAACACCAGAGAACACACACAGAAGUUUUACUUGGGACACAACGACGACAUUAUUAGUCUAGCGCUGCAUCCGGAUAAGACCCAGGUGGCCACAGGUCAGGUUGGGAAGGAUCCGUAUAUCUGCGUGUGGGACUCGUACGCGCUGACCACCGUGUCCAUCUUGAGAGACGUUCACACUCACGGUGUGGCCUGUCUGGCCUUCGACGCUGACGGCCAGCGUUUAGCGUCUGUGGGACUUGAUGCCAAAAACACGGUGUGCGUGUGGGACUGGAAAAAGGGGCGUGUCUUAGCCACCGCCACGGGACAUUCUGAUAGGAUCUUUGAUAUUUCCUGGGACCCGUUUCUGCAGCACAGGCUGGUGAGCUGCGGAGUCAAGCACAUUAAAUUUUGGGCAUUAUGUGGCAAUGCAUUGACGCCAAAACGAGGGAUUUUCGGAAAGACGGGGGACUUGCAAACCAUUCUGUGCUUGGCGACGGCAAAAGAUGAAGUGACGUAUUCGGGAGCUCUUAACGGAGAUAUUUACGUGUGGAAGGGACUCAACCUGACACGAACGAUACAGGCGGCACACGGAGCAGGGAUCUUCAGCAUGCACUCAUGUGAGGAAGGAUUCGCCACCGGUGGGCGGGAUGGAUGUGUGAGGCUGUGGGACGUGGAUUUCAAACCCAUUACCAAGAUUGACCUCAGAGAGGCAGAACAAGGUUAUAAAGGUCUGUCCAUCCGCAGUGUGUGCUGGAGGGCUGACAGGAUCCUGGCAGGAACUCAAGACAGUGAGAUCUUUGAGGUGAUGGUGAGAGACCGAGAUAAACCGAUGCUGAUCAUGCAGGGACAUUCAGAGGGGGAGCUCUGGGCCCUCGACCUGCAUCCCAAACAACCGCUGGCCGUCACCGGCAGCGACGAUCGAUCCGUACGACUGUGGAGUUUGUCCGAACACACGCUGAUCGCUCGCUGUAACAUGGAAGAGGCCGUACGCAGCGUUUCCUUCAACAACGACGGUUCUCAGCUGGCUCUCGGCAUGAAGGACGGCUCCUUCACUGUUCUUCGUGUCAGGGACAUGACGGAGGUGGUCCACAUCAAGGACAGGAAGGAGGUCAUUCACGAGCUCAAGUUCUCACCCGAUGGCUCUUACUUGGCCGUGGGCUCCAACGACGGGUUUGUGGACACCUACGCUGUGGCCCAACGCUAUAAGAAAGUGGGAGAGUGCAACAAGUCCACCUGCUUCAUAACACACCUGGACUGGUCCGUGGACAGCCGCUUCCUGCAGACCAACGAUGGAGCUGGAGAACGAUUCUUCUACAGGAUGCCAAAUAGCUAUGCUGACUCUAACAGUGGCGAAUCUGACUCCGACCUCUCCGACGUUCCUGAGCUGGACUCAGACAUCGAACAGGAAGCCCAGAUCAACUACGAGCGUCAGGUGUAUAAGGAAGAUCUUCCUCAGCUCAAGAAGAAACUGGCUGGAUCUCUGAAGAGGCAGAAAGCGCCAGACGAGGGGCUGCGCCUGCAGUUUGUCCAUGGGUACAGGGGCUGCGACUGCAGGAAUAAUCUGUUCUACACUCAGGCUGGUGAGGUGGUGUAUCAUGUGGCAGCUGUGGCUGUGGUGUAUAACAGACAGCAGCACACGCAGCGCUUUUACAUCGGUCAUGACGACGAUAUCCUGAGCCUCGCUGUGCAUCCGCUCAAAGAUUAUGUGGCCACCGGACAGGUGGGUCGAGAUCCGGCCAUCCAUGUGUGGGACACCCAGACACUCAAGUGUUUAUCUCUGCUGAAGGGUCAACAUCAGCGCGGGGUUUGUGCUCUGGAGUUCACAGCGGAUGGCAAGAGUUUAGUGUCUGUGGGAAUCGAUGAAGACCACUCCUUAGUCAUCUGGGACUGGAAAAAAGGCGAAAAACUGGCCAAAUCCAGAGGACAUAAAGAUAAGAUCUUUGUGGUGAAAGGAAACCCGUUCCGCAUGGACAAACUGCUGACGGUGGGAAUGAAACACAUCAAGUUCUGGCUGCAUACAGGAGGAGGUUUAACAUUUAAAAGAGGCAUUUUCGGAAAUCUCGGCAAGCAUGAGACCAUGAUGUCCGCCUGCUACGGACGCUCGGAGGACCUGGUGUUUUCUGGGGCGACGACGGGUGACGUGUACAUCUGGAAAGACACGACGGGUUUUGUGACGGGGGGUAAAGAUGGAGUUGUUGAGCUGUGGGACGACGUGUUCGAGAGAUGUCUGAAGACGUACGCUAUCAAGAGGGCGGCGCUCUCGCCUUCAUCUAAGGGGCUGCUGUUGGAGGACAACCCGUCCAUCAAAGCAAUCACUCUGGGACACGGACACAUUCUGGUCGGCACCAAAAACGGAGAGAUCCUGGAGAUCGACAAGAGCGGCCCCAUGACUUUACUCGUACAGGGUCAUAUGGAGGGGGAAGUUUGGGGCCUCGCUGCUCAUCCACUGCUGCCCAUCUGUGCCACUGUGAGUGACGACAAAACGCUGCGGAUCUGGGAGCUUUCGGCCAACCAUCGAAUGGUGGCCGUCCGGAAACUUAAGAGAGGUGGUCGAUGCUGUGCCUUCUCGCCAGACGGAAAAGCCUUAGCGGUGGGUCUAAACGAUGGCAGCUUCCUGGUGGUGAAUGCAGACACGCUGGAAGACAUGGUGACCUUUAAAGGAGCGUCCAGCUGUAUCACACAUGUGGACUGGGACGUCCGCGGAAAACUGCUUCAAGUCAACACUGGUGCCAAAGAGCAGCUAUUUUUUGAAGCUCCACGUGGAAGACGACAAACUAUCAGCAGUUCAGAGUUUGAGAAGAUGGAAUGGGCCACAUGGACGUCAGUGCUGGGUCCCACCUGUGAGGGCAUCUGGCCGACGCUCAGCUUCGUCAACACCUCUUCACUUACCAAAGACAGGAAGCUGCUGGCCACUGGAGACGACUUUGGCUUCGUCAAGCUCUUCAGCUUCCCCUGCAAGGGUCAGUUUGCCAAGUUUAAAAAGUAUGUGGCUCACAGUGCCAAUGUGACGAACGUUCGAUGGUCCAAUGACGACGCGAUGCUGCUGUCGGUGGGCGGGGCCGACUCGGCCCUCAUGAUCUGGGCGAGAGAGGGGAUUGGUCCACGCGAGAGCAAAGCCGUGGACAGCGAGGAAUCAGACGACGACGCUGAGGAGGAUGGAGGGUACGACAGUGACGUCGCUCGGGAAAAGAGCAUGGAUUACACGACGAAGAUCUAUGCUGUCAGUAUACGGCAAAUGACAGGCGUGAAACCACACCAACAACAGAAGGAGAUCCUAGUGGAUGAGCGGCCUCCAGUGAGCCGCGCCGCGCCAUUACCUGACAAACUGGUGAAGAACAACAUCACAAAGAAGAAGAAAAUGGUCGAGGAACUGUCUCUGGAUCACGUGUUUGGCUACAGGGGCUUUGAUUGCCGAAACAACCUUCACUACCUCAAUGAUGGAGCUGACAUCAUCUUCCACACAGCCGCCGCUGCUGUUAUUCAGAACCUCUCUGCUGGAACUCAGAGCUUUUAUCUGGAGCACACGGAUGACAUCCUCUGUCUGACUGUCAAUCAACAUCCCAAAUAUCUCAACAUCAUCGCCACCGGUCAGAUCGGCAACUUCGCUGAUCUGCCAGGCCUGGUGCCGUCCAUUCACGUGUGGGACGCCAUGAGCAAGCAGACGCUGUCGGUGCUGCGCUGCUCUCACGCUAAAGGGAUCGGAUACGUCAACUUCAGCGCCACGGGAAAACUGCUGCUGUCUGUGGGAGUGGAUCCAGAGCACACCAUCACUGUGUGGAGAUGGCAGGAAGGCUCUAGGGUUUGCAGUAAAGGCGGUCACACCGACCGGAUCUUCGUGGUGGAGUUCAGGCCUGACUCGGACACUCAGUUUGUGUCGGUGGGGAUCAAACACAUCAAGUUCUGGACGCUGGUGGGAGGCUCUCUGCUCUAUAAGAAAGGUGUGAUCGGAGCGGUGGAGGACGGACGCAUGCAGACCAUGCUGUCUGUAGCCUUUGGAGCCAAUAACCUGACGUUCACGGGGGCCAUAAACGGUGACGUGUACGUGUGGCGAGAGCAUUUCCUGCAUUUCCUGGUGCGUGUGGUGGCUAAAGCUCAUACAGGACCAGUGUUCACCAUGUACACCACGCUCAGAGACGGACUCAUAGUGACCGGAGGCAAAGAGAGACCGACUAAAGAGGGCGGCGCUGUGAAACUGUGGGAUCAGGAAAUGAAGAGAUGCAGAGCGUUUCAGCUGGAGACAGGACUUCCUGUUGAGACAGUCAGAUCUGUGUGCAGAGGAAAGGGAAAGAUCUUGGUGGGAACGAAGGAUGGCGAGAUCAUCGAGGUGGGAGAGAAGAACGCCGCCUCCAACACCAUGAUAAACGGACACACGCAGGGACGCAUCUGGGGUCUGGCCACACACCCCUCCAAAGACGUCUUCAUUUCUGCCAGCGAUGAUGGAACCAUCCGCAUCUGGGACCUGGCGGAUAAGAAACUCCUGAAUAAAGUCAGUCUGGGUCAUCCGGCAAAGUGCACAGCGUACAGUCCGAACGGUGAGAUGGUGUCCAUCGGGAUGGAGAACGGAGAGUUCAUCGUGCUGCUGGUGAAUUCUCUGACCGUAUGGGGCAAGAAGAGAGACCGCAGCGUGGCCAUCCAGGACAUACGGUUCAGCUCUGAUAACCGGCUGCUGGCUGUCGGCUCGGUGGAGUGCGCUGUCGAUUUCUACGAUCUGACUCUGGGGCCGUCUCUAAACCGGAUCGGCUACUGCAAAGAUAUUCCUGGAUUUGUGAUCCAGCUGGACUUCUCUGCUGACAGCAAAUACAUCGAGGUCUCUACCGGUUCAUACAAGCGGCAGGUUCAUGAGGUUCCCAGUGGGAAGAUCGUCACAGAGCAAGCCCUGAUUGACCGGAUCACCUGGGCGACCUGGACCAGUGUUCUGGGUGACGAGGUUUUGGGCAUCUGGCCACGUAACGCAGAGAAGGCAGACGUGAACUGCGCCUGUGUUUCUCACGCCGGGCUGAACGUGGUCACCGGAGAUGACUUUGGACUCGUGAAGCUCUUCGACUUCCCCUGCUCCGAGAAAUUUGCCAAACACAAGCGUUACUUCGGCCACUCUGCCCACGUGACCAACAUCCGUUUCUCUUAUGACGACAAAUAUGUGAUAAGUGUAGGAGGCAACGACUGUAGUGUGUUUGUGUGGACAUGCAUCUGAUGGGCCUCCACACAGCUGGGAAUCUCUCCUCCAAACACCAAGCCGGAGAUACCUCCAGCGUCCGGAUGCUGCACUUCUGUUAUGCUGCGUUUUACCCCUCUAGACCUGAUGGAUCCUGGACGAGCUCGAGUUCGAAGAGGGUUUUUUACCAUUCUGUGAAGUGCAAUGUUUACGCUCACAUGUAGUUUUACAAAGAAAAAAAAGAUACGCUCAUAAGUCAUGCCAAUAUUUCAGAAAUGUAUUUUUUGUUCGGAUUCUGAAGUGCCUUGGAGACACAGUUUGCUGAUCUUUUCCCUGAAAUGUUCAUAUGCAUAUAUGGUGCUAAAUGUCCACUUAAAGCUUUUUAAAA
This is a messenger RNA of Sinocyclocheilus anshuiensis, 6731 nucleotides long. Its product is annotated as EMAP like 6. NCBI's taxonomy places the organism in Eukaryota, Metazoa, Chordata, Actinopteri, Cypriniformes, Cyprinidae. Gene Ontology annotation, molecular function: microtubule binding. The record is from RefSeq and is a predicted model, not a curated record.